AUGGCGGCGCAAGCAGCUUUGAUUGCCGAGACGAUUGUCGGCAUGAAAAGAGCCCUACGCAGAGAGACUGAAUACUCGGCUCCCGACGACCCGAUCACUCAACCAACAAACAGAGGCAACAAACUACGAGCGAAUGCGAAAUAUGUGCGCGAGGGUGCUCUAGGCUUUGCUCACCCGGAGGAUUCGUACAAACAGAAAAUCGAGCAUGCUGGCUAUACCCGAUAUAUUCUCCAACAUAAUCCUGUGCGCUAUGAUUCAGAGGGGGAUGAGCUCGAUGAGGACGACGAAGACUCGGAGGCGGAUGCUGUGGCCGCUGAAGAGAAUCCAUUUUCGGAAAUCGCGUUGGAGAAUCUCCUAUGUCCUCUAAAGCAUCCUUCCGAACUACCUACCCACCCUUCUUUAUCGCACGCCUACACCUCAAAGGCGCUGAGAAACAUGACAAAGGCUGUUGAGGCGAAAUUGCGACAGGAGCGCGUACUAUUAUGGCAUGCUAGAAAUCUGCACCGACGGUUCCUGGGCGAUGGGUCUUGGAUGCCGUGUGGCAUGUUUGAAACACCUGAAGACCGGCUCUUGUUCGAACCUUGGGCGUCCUAUGCGAUGCGCGGCUCACAGUUGGCUGGAAGCGGGCCGAAUGGAGCAGGCACUCCGGCGGCGACAGGAAACAUCCAGGAGAAAUCGAAACAAGAGUCUGUCGUGGCGCAUGUCGCCGAGAAGGAUGUGGAAAUGACCGACAUCCAGAAUCACGAGAUGCAGAAGGGGGCAGAGACCCCCAAUACUCACAUCACCCAACCUAGCGACCAAACGAUGCGACCUAAAUCCGAGGAGUUUGAUGCAUCCGUAGAGGACCUUCCCGCGCAUUCGGAAUCAAAUGGUCACACCGCGACAGCUGCAAAACAAGACGAGGAUCAUCUCGCAACUUCAGAUCAACCAUCUAUUGGAGGAGAAAAUGGAAAGAUGAAAUCGCAUGAUGAAAAAGGCGCAGAAUCCCAACAGCAAGGCCAGAACCAAGGAGACGAAAUGGACAAAGACACACAGAUGCAGGAUGGAUCAUCGCCUGAGCCGCCGCGCCGCAUGACCACGAGAGCACAGACAAAUGCUGCCAAUCCGAACCCGGAUCAGGAUAUUGACAGCCCAUCUGACUCGGCCACCGAUAUAUUCAGUGCUCUGCCCACCCCGCACCCUCUAUUCCUGGUACCUGACUCCAUAUAUCCAGACGGGAGCUUUGGAUUACCACCCAACGAAGCCGAAGAAACCCGCAGAGUGCUUUGGUCUUUCAUCCAGAAGCAAGAAGAGACCGUCCGAGGGUUCGAGCAUAUGCUGGAGUGUCUGCUCCGGGCGUGUCGGAUGCAGGAAGACGUCUUCGAGUGGUGCAAAGCGGAAGGACAUGCGGGCGAAUUGAGUGACGGCGAGGAUUGGUACGAUGGAGAGAAAUGGGGCCUCGCGGAAGGCGAGGAACUCAAGAAAGGGGUGGACGAAGACGAAAUCGAACCGGUCGAGGAAAGCAGGACGACGGGCAAACGUGGUCGGGGACGACGUGCUUAA
Aspergillus clavatus NRRL 1 is the source of this 1542-nucleotide messenger RNA. RefSeq names its product RXT2 domain-containing protein. Gene Ontology annotation, cellular component: Rpd3L complex; cytosol. The record is from RefSeq and is a predicted model, not a curated record. Gene Ontology annotation, biological process: negative regulation of rDNA heterochromatin formation; negative regulation of silent mating-type cassette heterochromatin formation. Bases 1 to 1542 code for a protein of 513 amino acids. The transcript is spliced from 4 exons. Lineage: Eukaryota; Fungi; Ascomycota; Eurotiomycetes; Eurotiales; Aspergillaceae.